This is a messenger RNA of Asparagus officinalis (garden asparagus), 4328 nucleotides long. RefSeq lists its product as uncharacterized. Gene Ontology annotation, molecular function: chromatin binding; ATP hydrolysis activity; ATP binding. The transcript has 19 exons. NCBI's taxonomy places the organism in Eukaryota, Viridiplantae, Streptophyta, Magnoliopsida, Asparagales, Asparagaceae. Gene Ontology annotation, biological process: DNA damage checkpoint signaling; DNA repair; mitotic DNA replication checkpoint signaling. The coding region runs from base 205 to 4203 and encodes 1332 amino acids. The record is from RefSeq and is a predicted model, not a curated record.
UUAAAGUUUUUAACCCUGGUGCAGCGAUCUGGGGAGCGGGGGCCUAUAAAUCCCCUCCCACCAGAAUUUCUAUUUUUCCCACCACAAUUGGGACGCCAUCUUAACCCUAUUUACUUUUCCCGCCUUUUCCCCCCUGUCUUAAUCGAUUCUGCCCAAAAUUAGGGUUCCAGAAUCCCCCCAAAACCCCUCAAAAUCCACAAAGCGAUGGAUCUAUCGAAGGAAGAGGGCGUCGUUGUCGAGAUCGGGAACGAAAUCUCGCCUCCCUCGGCGAAGCCAGCGAAGAGAUGCAUCCAAUCGAAGCUCUCUUGGCACAAGCCUCGAGCUGAGAAAGGGAAGAGCUUGGUGAUCGAGGAGGAGAAAGAGGAGAAAGAGAAGUGUGAUGAAAUCGAAGGAGACGGGAAGAAAAAGGGGAAAUCUCGACCUAGAACUCCAAAAAGGGAGUUACAAUCUUCCCAAUUGAAGCUCCCAUGGCGUGGUCCUCCAGAUGAUGAGGCAAAUGUUAUAGUAACUCAGGAGGAGAUAAAGGAGUCUCAAGAAAGCAAGGAUGAAGAAAUGAAGCGUGAGGAAAUCGAGGGAGAUGCAAGAAAGAAGGGGAAAUCUCGGGCCAGAACUCCUAUAAAGGAAUUGAAAUAUUCUCAAUCAAAGCUCCCAUGGCGUAAUCCUCCAGACGAUGAGGAAAUGGUUACGGUAACUCAGGAGGAGGUAAAUGAGUCUCAAGAAAGCAAGGAUGAACGAAUGAACAAAGGGAAUAAGAGGAAAUCUCUACCUAGAACUCCACAAAAGUCUCCUGCAAAGAGGAAAGAACGUAGAUCAAGCAUGAGGAACAAAGGUAGCAAGAACUGUUAUCAGUUGAGAAAUGAACAGACUGGGGAGGACACACCUAAGACAUCUCCAACUUCUCGGGAGAUCGAACAAGGCGGAUCAAGUUCCAAGAAGAGUUUAAAUAAUAAGAGAUAUGAUGCUAUUAGUGAUAUUGACGGCCCAAAAUUGAGUGUACGCCGCCCAUUGACUGAUCUCUGGUUGGAGGCAAAGAUGUCGGCAGAGGAAAAUUUGCGUUUAUCUGCAGGCAAGCAAACACAUCCAUUUUUUGCUUCUCGAAAAACAAAGAGAUCACAUGAGUCUCAUGAAAAAAAAGUGGAGAUGAGAUGCUGGUCUGGACUCGAUGGAGAUUACACUGUUUCUUGUCCUCCUGUUCAUGUAUUUGACACAUUGGAGGAUAACAUUGCUUCAUUUGACUGGAAGAAUUGGGAGUUUACAGAAACUUUUCUUUCUGAUUUGAGCUGUUAUCGUGCAAUAGAAAAAGCUUCAUCAGUUUUUGAUGGUUCUGUCAAGCCCUUAAUAUUGGAUAAUAAUAAUCAUGAAAGAAUGGAUCUGAAUCUUUUACCAGAUCAAGUACAUGGUAGGCCAUUGUCCACCAGUUCAAUAAAACCCACGUCUAUAGACUGGCAGCGAUUUAAUGUGCAGGCCCCUUUUAGCAGUGAACAUACUUUGUCACAGGAAAAUUGUUCUGUUGAUAACUUGGAGAAUAAGCAGCAGGAUAAGUCACUAACGGAAAGGUUGACAUCAUAUUAUCAACGCAUCAGCUAUUGGCCUGAGUGUAGCUUAUGGACCAACAAGUACCAACCAGAAAAUGCCUUAGAGGUGUGCGGAAAUAGGGAAUCUGUCAGGUUGCUUAAUGAAUGGCUCAAGUCAUGGAAUGAAAGAGUUCUUCAGACUAGCACUAAGAAAAAUCUUUUGGAACAUUGUGACCCUGAAGACAGUGAAGAUAGUAUGUAUGAAAUUGAAUCAGACAUGGAUGAUGAAGCAAUACACAAAAAUGUGCUUUUAAUAACUGGACCAAUUGGGAGCGGAAAAUCUGCUGCUGUAUAUGCCUGUGCGAAAGAGCAAGGCUUCGAAGUAAUUGAGGUGAACACAUCUGAUGUUAGAAAUGGAACUCACAUGAAGCAGGUGUUUGGACAGGCUGUGGACUCACAUGCACUAAACAAAUGGUCUGCUGAGGAUCCAAAUGGUCCAAGAAAUGGUUCAAUUGAAAUUGUUUCAGGAUCAUCCAAGCAAGAAGCAACUCACGCAAAAAUCUCUUGGAAUGCUUCAGAGAAAAUUGCCAUCAGUCAAACUGCAAACAAAAGUCUAAUUCUUUUUGAGGAUGUGGAUACUGUUUUUGAUGAGGAUCGUGGGUUUAUUGCUUCCGUUCUUCAAUUGGUGGAAACAGCAAAACGCCCCAUUAUACUAACCAGCAACUAUAGGAAGCCUGUGUUACCACAACUUCUGGACCGUUUUGUCUUGGAUUUUAAUUUUCCAACGUCAGACGAGUUGCUUUCUCAUCUAUACAUGAUUUGUGCUUCCGAGAAGGCUCAUGUUUCCUCCGAUAUGCUAGAGUAUUUAGUCAGAUGCUGUCUUGGUGAUAUUCGUAAAACUCUUAUGCUUCUUCAGUUCUGGUGCCAAGGCAAGGGGCCACAGACAGAAAGAAGUGCACGAGUCAGCUACAGUCCCAUGGGAUUUGAUAUCAAUGCUGCAUACUCGAUAGUUCCAAGGCUGGUUCCUUGGGAAUUACCAUGCAAGCUAUCGGAAAAAGUGGGAGACGAGAUCAAUAAAACAGCUUUUAUGGUGGAAGAAAAUCUGCAACGGAUGGAGGUAGUGCCACAAGAGCUUACCCCAAUGACCCCAAUGAAAAUGAUUGACCUUCACCUGAGCAGUGUAUCUACACCUGUCAAGCCUAGGAAGAGAGCGUUGUUCAAGAGAAAAUCCUCCUUUCUCGACUCUGCAGACCUUUUAGAUCACAGUGAUAUCGAAGACUUCUGUGAUGAUUCAGACUCCCUAGAAAAUAAUGCUCAACGAACAGUUAAGCACAAGCGUGGCAUUGUAUUAUCUUCUCAAUCAGAUGAUGGGAGUGCUGAUGAGUGUCUACAAACACAGACUGUGAAUGAUCACCAGAUGUUAGACAAGUUGAAAGGCCCCAUUUCACAGACUAGUGGAAUGCUCGAUCUCAAUGAACUCCCCACUGAUCCCAUUUGUAGAUAUAAAAGGGGAGAUAUAGUUCAGCAGCCACUAGAAAUUUUUGAAACUGGAUCUGUUUCACAUAUAUGUGACACAUUCAAGUUACAGGAUGUGUCAUAUGUUCCAGAAUCUUCUUUUAUUUUCGGGACAGAAACUAACGGGGAGGAAGAUUUUCUUGCAAUAACUUCCCACAAUACGUGUUUUAAUUUAACUGAUUCUAUUAGCCCAAUCCAUGGUCCUCCAGGAGAUGCUAACAAUUUGGAUAGAACCACUAUUGAACAAAGAAAAUGUUUAGAAGAUAAUGCUGGGACAGCAUAUGACAUAGAUGUAGAAUCAGUUAAUGGCAACGAGGAGCAAGAAGAUAACCAAAAUGAAGAUGAAUCUAUAUCCUGUAGAUACCACUUAAUGGAUGAGUGCAGCCGUGCUGACUUCAAUAUGCGAUUGUUGCCAGGAAUAAGUUCUCCUGAAGUUGACUUAGUUCAGGAGACUUGGACAAAACUGCGCUGCAAUCGUGAUGAUCUAAAAUUAUAUGUACCUGUUAACAGAAAAGAUGUUCUCUCGGUAGUGAAUCAUGUGUCCAGACUGGCAGAUUUGAUAUCGGAAGCCGAUAUAAAUUUUAAAAGCUGUUAUCCCCUUGUCAAUGACAUUGUGGAACCAACAAUGUGGCCCUGUGCUGAACCAGAUAUUUGUUCCUGUUAUGAGGAUCAAAUGGAGAUGGGAUCCAUAUAUGCUCAACAUGGCCUUUGUCUUUAUGCAAAAAAGUUUGCAGAAUUAGGAUUCAAUUUGGGGCAUGCAAUCACAAUGGAUUUGGCAGAGGAGAUGCUAGCCUCCAGCAUGAACACUGUGGCUCUAGGAAAGCUGCUUUCUAGGGGAAAGGUUUCCUGUCACCAUUCAGAUUUUGAAGGAAGCUUGCAUAUAACAAAACCAACACACAGUAUCCCCAAUGGAAGGGAAGUGGAGGCUGAACUUUAUGAUGCCAUCCUUUCUACUGUACCUGCAAGGCUCUCAAUGGUAGUAAAAGACACAGCAUUCCAUGAGUAUGUAUCCUUUUUGAGCAAGCUUUCAAGACUAGAAUCUUCUCGACUCUCACUAAGCAUAGAAGGGAGAAGGAGAUCUCGAGCUUCUCGUCAUUACUUGAGUUCUGGCCCAUAUUCAUUGUCUGAUGGGCAUGUUCAAUUACUUGCACAUACUGGAUGUUUUAAGAGUUAGUGGUAUGAGAAUCAACUGAUUGAGUUGAACAAAAAACAGAUUGUAACAUUAGAACAAAACACACAACAGUGCAGGUUAUGUGAUAUCGAGGCAGGCAAACUUACUGUAUCAUCCUCUGUGGUUGA